UGAAGGCGCGGGAGGGUGCCCUGGAGGAUCCAGCUGUGCCCCCAGAUGUUGAGGGCCCCCAAAAACACCUUCCCUGCUCCCGAAAUGCCCCAGAUGUGAUCGGCGAGGGGCCAGAUCCAGAUGCUGGGGACCUGAAAAUGCCCAAAGUGGCCCAAAACACCUCAGAGGCUCCAGAUGUGGCCGCAGAAACCCCAAAUCCAGAUGUGCUAUGGGCCAGAAAUGGGCACCGGACACUGCAGGUGGACAGUGACACAGAUGUGGAGGAGGAGGAGCCAAACCCAGAUGUUGGGCCACAAAAAUGGCUUAAAAUUACCCAAAAUGUGCCUGAAACUCCAGAUGUGAGGCUAAAAACCCCAAAUCCAGAUGUUCCAUGGCUUAAAAGUGGGCGUGGCACCCUGCUGGUGGAGAGCGACACAGAUGUGGAGCAGGAGGAGGCUGAUCCAGAAGUGGAGCCCUCAGAACGGCUGAAAAUUACCCAGAACGUCCCAGAAACUCCAGAUGUUGCAGGAAAGACCCCAAAUCCAGAAGUUUCAGGCCCAAAAAUAUGUCACAGCAUGGAGCUGGUGGACAGUGACACAGAUGUGGACGAAGAUCCAGAUGUGCAGCCCCAGAAAAGGCUUAAAGUGACCCAAAACAUGCCUGGAAUUCCAGAUGUGGAGGUGGAAACCCCAAGUCCAGCUGUGAGGGCACCCAAAAUUGGACACUGGAUAAUCCUGAUGGACAGCUACACAGAUCUGGAGGGAGAGGAGGAGAAUCCAGAUGUGCAGCCCCAAAAACAACUCAGAAUGACCCAAAAUGUGUCCGAAACUGUGGCAGCAAAACUCCUGAAUCCAGAUGUUUCGGGCCCAAAACUCUGUUCUCAGAUGCUGCUGGUGGACAGUGAUACAGAUGUGGAAGAUGAAGUGAAUCCAGAUGUGCAGCCCCCUAAAAGGCUCAAAGGGACCCAAAACGUGCACAGAAUUCCAGAUGUGGAGGUGGCGACCCCAAAUCCAGCUGUGGAAAGCCCCAAAAUUGGCCAUCAGACACUGGUGGAGGACAGCGACACAGAUGUGGAGGAUGAUCCAGAUGUGCAGCCCCCAAAAAGGCUCAGAAGGGCUCAGCAUUUGCCCAAAGCUCCAGUUGUGCGAUGGGGGACACAAAAUCCAGAUGUUUCAGGCCCCACAAUCAGGAGUCAGAUGCUGCUGGUGGACAGCGACACAGAUGUGGAGGAGGAUCCAGAUGUGCAGCCCCUGAAACAGCUCAGAGUGGCCCAAAAUGUCCCCGAAACUCCAGAUGUGGCUGCGAAGCCCCCAAAUCCAGAUGUUUCAGGCCCUGAAAUCAGGUGCCAGGCAUUCCUGGUGGACAGUGACACAGAUAUGGAGGAGGAGGUGAGUCCAGAUGUUGAGACCCUAAAAAAGCUUGGAAUGACCCAAAAUGUGCCUGAAAGUCCAGAUGUGGUGGCACAGACCCCAAGCCCAGAUGUUGGAAUAACCCCAAAUGGGUGUCAGGCACUGCUGGUGGACAGUGACACAGAUGUGGAGGAGGAUGAGGUGAAUCCAGAUGUUUGUCAUUCAAAAAGAUGGAAAAUUCCUCAAAAUGUGCCCCAAACUCCAGAUGUGCCCCCACAGCCCCCAAAUCCAGCUGUGAAGAGGUCACAGAGGGGUCAUGGGGCACUGCUGGAUGACAGCGACACAGAUGUGGAAGAGGAGGCAAAUCCAGAUGUUGGAUCCUUAAAAAUAUUGAAACCAGUCCCAAACGUGCCUGAAACUCCAGAUGUGAGGCUGAAAACGCCAAAUCCAGAUGUUUCAGGCACAAAAAUUGGGUGUGGGACGCUGCUGGUGGGCAGCAAGACAGAUGUGGAGGAGGAGGAGACAGGUCCAGAUGUUUGGCCCUCAAAAAGACUGAAAAUGACCCCAAAUGUGCCUGAAAGUCCAGAUGUGCCCACACUGGCCUCAAGUCCAGCUGUUGGAGGCUCUGAAUCCAGAUGUGGAGCCUUGGUGGGGGAGAGUGACCCAGAUGUGGGGGAGGAUGAAGCUGAACCAGAUGUUCAGCCCUCAAAAAGACAGAAGAUUACCCAAAAUGUGCCUGGAACUCCAGAUGUUGGGCUGAAACCCCCAAAUCCAGAUGUUGGGAGGCUCCAAGGGACCCAAACUGUGGCCGAGACGCCAGAUGCGGAGGGAGAGGAGGAAGGGUGGGAUCCAGAUGUGGCCACCCAGCUGUUCCUGCCCCCAAAUCCAGAUGUGGGGGAGGCCGAGGCGGACGCAGAUGUUGGGAGCCCAGAACAACUCAAAAUGACCCAGAAGCCACCAGAAAUUCCAGAUGUGGAGGAGGAAACCCCAGAUCCAGAUGAGGAGGAAGAACAGGAAUCAGAUCCAGAUGUGGCCACCCAGCUGUUCCUGCCUUCUCCAGAUGUUGGGAGCCCAGAUAGCGCCAAAAUGGCCCCGAAGGACCCCAGAAUUCCAGAUGUGGAGGAGAAAGAGGAGUCAGAUCCAGAUGUGGCCACCCAGCUGUUCCUGCCUUCUCCAGAUGCUGGGAGCCCAAAAGGCCCCAAAACUACCCCAAAGGACCCCAAAAUUCCAGAGGUAGAGGGGCUGCCCUCUCUGGAUCCAGAUGUGGCCACACAGCUGUUCCUGCCCCCACAUCCAGGUGUGGAGGACGGCCUAAAUCCAGAUGUUCUGGGUCCAAAGCAAUCCAAAAUGGCCUCAAAUGACCCCAAAAUUCCCAUCGUGAGGACAGAGACCCCAGAUCCAGAUGUGGAGGGGGAGGAGGACUUGGAUGUGGCCACCCAGCUGUUCCUGCCCCCUGAUCCCGAUGUGGAGGGGGAAGGACCCUCAGAACCAGGUAUUGGGUCCCCAAACCCACCCAAAAGUCCCCUAAACCUGCCUGAAAUUCCAGAUGUGAACACAGAGAGCCCAAAUCCAGAUGUGGGGGAGUCACUGAGGGGCCACAGGACAUUGCUGGGGGAUGCUGAUCCAGAUGUGGAGGAGGCAGGCCCAAAUCCAGAUGUGGCAGCCUCAAAAAGACCCCAAACAGCCCCAGAAGUCCCUGAAAUUCCAGAUGUGGAGGUGGACACCCCAAGUCCAGAUGUGGAAGGGCCGGGGAGCCCUGGCCUGAAUCCAGAUGUGGCCACCCAGCUGUUCCUGCCCCCUGCCCCAGAUGUGGAACCCCUGGAAAGCCCCGAAAGGGCCCCGCACGAGCCCCAGGUUCCAGAUGUGGAGGAGGCGGCCCCAAAUCCAGAUGUGGAGGGUCCCCCAAGCCCCGCCCAGGAGGGAGCAGAAGCUCUGCCCACCCCGCAGGUGCGGCGCAGUCAGCGAUUGGCCCUGAGGGGAGGGGGUGGAUCCUCACGUGGCCCCGCCCCCACCCAGAACGGGCAUGAUCAAGGCUCCAAGCCACGCCCCUCACACAAGCCACGCCCCCAGAGGGGGCAGGACCAAUCAGCAGCAGUGCUUGAAGAGGCCACACCCUCAGUGACCAUAAAAGGAAAUGGGCGGGGCUCAGUGGCAGCCCCACCCCCAGAGGAGGAGGAGCCAACAGAGGGUGCCAAGCGCAGGCUCCGCCCCCGGGCAGCACCAGGCUCCGCCCAGAUCCGGGUGCUGUUCACAGGCCUGGUGGCCUCCCCGGCGCUGCGGGUGGCCCUGGGGACGCUGGGUGGCACCGAGGCCACGUCAGUGCACGACUGCAGCCACCUGGUGACCGAUGGCAUCCGCCGGACACUGAAGUUCCUGUGUGCCCUGGGCAGGGGCGUCCCCAUUGUCACCCCCCAGUGGCUGCUCGAGAGCUCCCACAGUGGCCGCCCGCUGUCCCCAGGUCCCUUCCUGCCCCGGGACCCCCCCUGUGAGCGGCGCUUCGGCUUCCGCCUGCGCCCGGCGCUGGCCCGGGCCCGAGAGCGGCCCCUGCUGCAGGGCUACCAGGUGCACGUCACCCCCAGUGUGCAGCCGUGCCCCGAGGACAUGCGGGACAUUGUCACCUGCUGUGGUGGCACCUUCCUGCCACAGCUGCCCCGGGAAUAUGCGCCCCGUGUCCUGGUGAUCUCGUGUCCCCAGCACCGGGCUCUGUUAUUUGGGGUUUCUCGCUGGCCCCGUGUCCUGGUGAUCUCGUGUCCCCAGGACCGCAGGCUGUGGCCCUCGGCCGUGGCCGCACGGCUCCCGCUGCUCUCGGUGGAGCUGCUGCUCUCGGGGGUGCUGCAGCAGCGCCUGGAGCUGGACCCGGAGUGA
Messenger RNA from Melozone crissalis (California towhee), 4193 nucleotides. It is a transcript of the gene MDC1, whose product is annotated as mediator of DNA damage checkpoint 1. The transcript has 9 exons. The coding region runs from base 138 to 4193 and encodes 1351 amino acids. The record is from RefSeq and is a predicted model, not a curated record. Lineage: Eukaryota; Metazoa; Chordata; Aves; Passeriformes; Passerellidae.